Messenger RNA from Periconia digitata, 426 nucleotides. The record is from the annotation of a GenBank genome assembly. NCBI's taxonomy places the organism in Eukaryota, Fungi, Ascomycota, Dothideomycetes, Pleosporales, Periconiaceae.
AUGCCUCCGCUCGCCUCCGCUGCUGCUUCACUACUUAACCCACCCGAAGCCGAACAAUUACUUAUGCUACAGUCCUGGACGGUAUACACCACCACCACCACCACCGCUGUCCUGGGCCAUGUAACCCCCGGGGCCAGCGCAUCGCUUUGCCUGCUGCCCUCAUCCUCAUCAUCAUCCUCAUCAUCGUCACCAUCACCAUCAUCACGGUCGGCGUCGUCGUCGUCAUGGCGGGCCAGGAAUAAGCAAAAGCCUUUCUUUUCUUUGAAAGCAACGCAUGAUGGAUUGCCGUCCAGGACCCAACAACCCAAGCAGCAGCAAGUCGCAGCCAUCAGCAGUUCCCGAGUAGGGGCGUGUUGCUGUCAUCAACAGUCUGCCUGCUCCGUCCACCAUAGCAGCAAUGUAAUAUGUCUUGUCUCCAUGCGGUAG